CUCUCCCGCUUCUACCAAGCAUUCGAAAUGCACAGAGCAUUUUAUAUAUAAAUCCCCAAACUCGCCGUCUCAGAGACCAAUCCACUCCGUACAGUCUCAUUUCCUCUCUCUCUCAGCCUUGGAAUCAGAGACGACGAAAAAUCUCAGAGCCAGAGAAAGCGACGACUGUUCUAGUUCGAGCUCGAGAGAGAGAGAGAGCGAAAAACCCUAGCCCCGCCUUCGUCUUCUUUCGCUGGUCGAUUGCCUUUUGAUUCGGGUGUGGAAGAAUGGCUAUGGAGAUCACCCAGUUCCUAUUGUCUGCUCAGUCGCCUGAUGCAAAUGUCCGUACUGAAGCCGAGACCAAUCUUACACGAUUUCAAGAGCAAAACCUUCCUUCAUUUCUUCUCUCCUUGUCAGUUGAGCUUGCGCACAAUGAGAAACCAAUUGAGUCCCGUAGGCUUGCUGGUAUUGUGCUUAAGAACUCAUUAGAUGCUAAAGAUGCUGUUAGAAAGGAGCAUCUUGUUCAACAAUGGAUGGCAAUUGACAUUUCCAUUAAAUCUCAAAUCAAAGACUUGCUCUUAAGGACUCUUGGGUCGGUUGCAACAGAGGCCAGGCAUACUUCUGCACAAGUGAUUGCCAAAAUUGCUUCUAUUGAGAUUCCAAAGAAGCAGUGGCCUGAGCUAAUUGGAUGUUUGCUUAACAAUAUGACCCAGCAAGAUAAACCUGCCGGUCUGAAGCAAGCAACCUUGGAAACUCUUGGAUAUGUGUGCGAGGAGAUAUCCCAUGAGGAUCUUGUGCAAGAUGAAGUAAAUGCUGUUCUCACUGCUGUAGUGCAGGGCAUGAACCUCGCUGAACACAGUCCUGAAGUCCGUCUUGCAGCAGCAAGGGCUUUAUAUAAUGCUUUAGAUUUUGCCCAAACCAACUUUGAAAAUGAGAUGGAGCGGAACUACAUUAUGAAAAUGGUUUGUGAGACAGCCAUUUCCAAGGAGGUAGAGAUCCGACAAGCUGCUUUUGAGUGUCUUGUUUCGAUAGCGUCGACUUACUAUGAGAAGCUUGAGCCUUACAUGCAAGCUCUCUUUGAGCUUACAUCUAAUGCAGUAAAAGGAGAUGAAGAGGCUGCUGCCCUCCAAGCAAUUGAGUUCUGGAGCUCAAUCUGUGAUGAAGAGAUAGAGCUUCAGGAGUAUGAGAGUACUGAGAGUGGGGACUCUGGGCCUCCCCAUUCCCGUUUCAUCGAGAAGGCUUUGUCAUCUCUGGUUCCUAUGCUGCUAGAAACUCUGCUGAAGCAGGAAGAGGACCAGGACCAGGACGACAGCAUUUGGAAUUUGUCCAUGGCUGGUGGGACCUGUCUUGGUCUUGUUGCCAGAACUGUUGGGGAUGCUAUUGUGCCCCUCGUGAUGCCUUUUGUCGAAGCUAACAUAUUGAAGCCGGAUUGGCGCUGUCGUGAGGCAGCUACAUAUGCAUUUGGCUCAAUCCUUGAAGGCCCAAGCAUUGAGAAGCUCUCUCCCUUGGUCCAAGCAGGUCUGGACUUUCUGCUUAAGGCAAUGAAGGAUGAAAACAACCAUGUCAGGGACACAACUGCUUGGACUCUUAGUCGUAUUUUCGAGUUAUUGCACAGUCCAGCUGGUGGAAUUUCUGUGAUUUCUUCUGAGAACAUUCAACAGAUUUUAGGGGUAUUGUUGGAAAGCAUAAACGACACUCCAAAUGUAGCAGAGAAGGUCUGUGGGGCAAUCUAUUACCUUUGCCAGGGAUAUUUUGAAGCUGGACAGGCCUCCUCUGUCCUCACGCCUUUCCUCACAAACAUCAUCACUCAACUUAUUAGGACUGCCGAUCGUACAGAUGGUGGUGACUCUAAGCUGAGGUCUUCUGCAUAUGAAACCUUGAAUGAGGUGGUCAGGUGUUCCUAUAUUGUGGAGACGUCUCCCAUCAUAGAACAGCUGCUUCCUGUCAUUAUGAAUAAGUUGGGGCAGACUCUAGAGCUUCAGAUUGUAUCAUCAGAUGAUAGGGAAAAACAAGGUGACUUGCAAGCUUCUCUAUGUGGUGUUAUUCAGGUUAUUAUCCAGAAACUUAGCAGUACAGAUGAAACGAGGCCCAUAAUACUUCGAGCUUCAGAUCAAAUUAUGGCAUUGUUCCUUAGAGUAUUUGCUUGUCGUAGCUCUACAGUGCAUGAGGAAGCAAUGCUUGCUAUUGGGUCACUGGCUUAUGCCUGUGGACCAAAGUUUGAGAACUAUAUGGGUGAAUUCUACCGCUAUUUGGAGAUGGGGUUGCAGAAUUUCGAGGAAUACCAGGUGUGUUCCAUCACAGUUGGGGUGGUUGGUGAUAUUUGCCGUGCCUUGGAUGACAAGGUCUUACAGUUCUGUGAUGGGAUCAUGAAACACCUUCUCAAUGAUCUUGGCAGUAAUGAACUCCACCGGUCUGUCAAGCCUCACAUAUUUUCUUGCUUUGGGGACAUUGCGCUUGCAAUCGGAGAGCAUUUCGAGAGGUAUGUCAUUUAUGCAGUGCAAGCGAUGCAGCAAGCUGCAGCAGUCUGCGCACAGCUCGAUGCCAACGAUGAAGAAUUGAUGGAGUAUGGCAACCACCUCAGGCGUACCAUAUUCGAAGCUUAUUCCGGUAUUCUCCAGGGUUUCAAGGAUUCAAAGCCUGACGUGAUGUUGCCAUAUGCUUCACAUCUCCUGCAGUUUAUAGAAGUGGUUUUCUUGGACAGGCAGAGGGAUGAGUCUGUGACAAAAGCUGCAGUUGCUGUGAUGGGUGAUCUUGCAGAUGCGCUUGGCCCGAACACGAAGCUCCUGUUUAGAGACCGUGGAUUCUAUAUCGAAUUUUUGGGCGAGUGUCUGCAAUCUGAUGACGAAUCGAUCAAGGAAACUGCAACUUGGACCCAGGGGAUGAUUGGACGUGUCAUGGUUUCAUGAGAUGAAGCUAGCUGGUUUGUGAGUACAACAGCGAUGUCUGGGUUUCUUUUUUUUUUUUUUUUUUUCUUUUUUCCUCUUUAUUUUUAAUCUCAAUCUUUGUCCUUUUAAACAAGCCUCAUUUUUACUAGUCUUAAGUAAAGCUAAGGCCUAAGGUUGUCGUGAACUUGAAAAAAUUGAGUUCAUCCAUUUUCGUUGUGUACUGCGGGUGUGAGUUUCGAAUUUUCAGAAACGCCCACGAUAUUUGUUUUUGUUUUGGGUUUUCCAAAAACCCAUGAAGUGUCGAAUGUUCGGCCUGCUUAA
This is a messenger RNA of Alnus glutinosa, 3185 nucleotides long. Its product is annotated as importin subunit beta-1. Gene Ontology annotation, molecular function: nuclear import signal receptor activity; small GTPase binding. Bases 267 to 2885 code for a protein of 872 amino acids. Gene Ontology annotation, biological process: protein import into nucleus. Gene Ontology annotation, cellular component: cytoplasm; nucleus. The record is from RefSeq and is a predicted model, not a curated record. Lineage: Eukaryota; Viridiplantae; Streptophyta; Magnoliopsida; Fagales; Betulaceae. The transcript is spliced from 3 exons.